Messenger RNA from Musca vetustissima, 933 nucleotides. Its product is annotated as bcl-2-related ovarian killer protein homolog B-like. The coding region runs from base 1 to 933 and encodes 310 amino acids. The record is from RefSeq and is a predicted model, not a curated record. Lineage: Eukaryota; Metazoa; Arthropoda; Insecta; Diptera; Muscidae. Gene Ontology annotation, molecular function: protein heterodimerization activity; protein homodimerization activity. The transcript has 3 exons. Gene Ontology annotation, cellular component: mitochondrial outer membrane. Gene Ontology annotation, biological process: intrinsic apoptotic signaling pathway in response to DNA damage; regulation of apoptotic process; extrinsic apoptotic signaling pathway in absence of ligand.
AUGCCUUCACCACCGUCCACCCCGCGUAUACGCAAUACACCACCACCCUUUCCCCCAGCACCCAAGCUAGCACGAGCCAAAUUAAAAUCCUCAUCGUUGGAUCAUGAAAUCUUCCUGACCACAACUCACAGUCGACCCAAACAUCAUCGACCGUUACAGACCAGCACCUCCGUGGAAUGGCAUCAUCAACAUCAAUCAGCUUUAACUAUACCGCGAACGGGUUCAACAUCAUCGCUGGCCAGCAGUACAUUCCAAUAUCCAUUGGCGGGCGGUAGUAAUUAUCAUGAUUUUAAAAAUGAAAUUAUCAAUCAGGGAAAAUGUCUUUGUGGUCAAUACAUAAGAGCCCGCCUACGAAGAGCUGGCGUUUUAAAUCGUAAAGUCCUACAAAGAAUGCGUAGCUUAUUAGAACCAUCAUCAGAAGUUGUUUAUGAAGUCUUUCCGGCAUUAAAUAGUAUGGGCGAAGAACUUGAACGCAUGCAUCCACGUAUCUAUACAAAUGUUUCACGGCAACUUUCCCGCGCACCCUACGGCGAACUGGUCGACAGUGAUACAGCGCCCAUGCUAAUGAAUCUAGUGGCGAAGCAACUAUUCUCACGUAGCACCGCCGAAAAGGAACGCAUUACAUGGGCCAAAAUAAUUUCUGUGUUUGCGGUGUGUGGCGGCUUUGCCAUCGAUUGUGUACGUCAAGGUCACUACGAUUAUUUGCAGUGUUUGGUCGAUGGUGUGGGAGAAAUUAUCGAAGAUGAUCUAGUCCAUUGGUUGGUGGAACGUGGCGGUUGGAUGGGUCUGCAACAGCACAUAAAACCCAAAGGUUCCCAAACAUUUUCGUUUUUAGAUUGGUUAACACUUUUCGUGGCGAUCUCUUCAAGUUUUUAUGCCGUAGCAAAUUUCCUUAAACAAAUAGGUUGUCAAUUGUAUUCGUUAAUAUUUUGA